Chroicocephalus ridibundus (black-headed gull) is the source of this 1604-nucleotide messenger RNA. Its product is annotated as prolyl-tRNA synthetase associated domain-containing protein 1-like. Gene Ontology annotation, molecular function: aminoacyl-tRNA deacylase activity. The transcript has 2 exons. The coding region runs from base 301 to 825 and encodes 174 amino acids. The record is from RefSeq and is a predicted model, not a curated record. NCBI's taxonomy places the organism in Eukaryota, Metazoa, Chordata, Aves, Charadriiformes, Laridae.
ACACGGGAUGCGAAAACCUGGGGUAUGUCCAAGCAACGCGCUGUUCUAACGCGGCGGUUUGACGAGGGGAGAGCCAGGCUGCGUGAACAAACACGGAGCCCCAGUGCCCGGGGCUGAAGCUCUGGGGCUUUUUGUCCUGAUCGAAACUUACUGCAAAGGCGCCCCACGCACAGCUCGCAAACCGCCGCCCGGCGCGGGCCCGUCCCGCCACCGCGCUGAGGCGCUGCCUGGCGGAAGGGGCGGUGACGGCGGCGCUCCCGCCCCCGCGCCCGCCCCCGGCCCCGGCGGAGCGGGUGGGCGAUGGCGGCGGCGCCGGAGCUGCGGGAGGCCUUGGCGCAGCGGCUGCGGGAGCUGGGCAUCGCCGCCGUCACCGCCGAGCACCCCCAGGUGUUCACUGUUGAAGAAAUGAUGCCCCAUGUCCAACAUAUGAAAGGUGGUCACAGUAAAAACCUGUUUCUUAAAGACAAAAAGAAGAAAGGAUUUUGGCUGGUGACUGUUUUGCACAACAGGCAAGUCAAUUUAAAUGAUCUUGCUAAAAAACUGGGUGUCGGAAGUGGAAACCUACGAUUUGCCGAUGAAAACGCCAUGCUGGAAAAGCUAAAAGUGGGCCAGGGCUGUGCAACACCCCUGGCCCUCUUCUGUGACCAGGGAGACGUGAGGUUUGUGCUGGAUGCUGGCUUUCUGGAAGGUGGCCAUGAAAAGGUGUACUUUCAUCCAAUGACAAAUUCUGCAACCAUGGGCUUAAGCCCCGACGACUUCUUGAAGUUCGUGAGAUCAACAGGCCAUGAUCCCAUCAUCAUACAUUUUGAUGAAGACAUUAAGUAGACAAAAUUUACUCUUCUAGUACUAGGCAUAGAUUUUCUAGAGCAAAACUGGUGAAAAGUCUCAUUACAAAUAAAAUUUGGUAAAAAAAGGCUUACUCCUUUAUUUUUUCAAUUGUGCAAGUUUAUAUUGUAUAAUCUGGUGAGAAAAAAAAAAUACUGUCUUCAGGUUAUUAAAAGUUUAACAGAAUAUUCUUAAAAAGACAAGACACGUUUGCAAUCUACCAUUAAGUAACCAAUAAGUAGAAAAAGCAUUACUUGAAUAAUAUUAUACUGUUUAUUAAUAAAACGGUUAAAACCGGAACUUUCCAUGUGUGGUACUGGCCUUGAAGGUUUAAACUUAACAUCAUUAAGAAAUAACAAAUUAACUUAAAAGUUAUAAAAUACUUGUCAAUACACACAGGACAGAGAUGUCUAAAUCGUGUACCUUACCCAUUUAUCCCCUACUACACAUUGCUUUAUUAUUUUUACCUAGAAAAAAACCCAACUUAGCUACCCUACAGAAAACGCAUUUGAUUGUCUAGGUUUUUAGUUGCAUUUUCACUUUCACGGUAUCUUCCCCUUGGUGAAAUAAUUAACCCUUCCGGUAACAGGCCUGUGUGGAGCCGUGUCCCUGGAGCCCCUCCCCAUCGCCAGCAAAAUGCGAGGGAGGGCAGGGGGAGAGCCCAGUACCUACCUGCCUCCCUCCCGGCAGAAUAGCUCCAGGGAACAGUGUCACUGCAUGUUCCUCAAAGUUCCUCCCAGGCAUCACCUGCUAAUAAACCUGGAACUGUAUUAACUUUU